AUGCCGUCGGUUUCGAAAGCGGCGGCGGCGGCGUUGAGUGGGUCCCCCCCGCAGACCGAGAAGCCGACCCACUACAGGUAUCUAAAGGAGUUUAGGACAGAGCAGUGCUCCCUGUUUGUGCAGCACAAGUGCACCCAGCACAGGCCAUUUACCUGUUUCCAUUGGCAUUUCCUAAAUCAGCGUCGGCGCAGACCGCUCCGCAGGCGCGACGGCACUUUUAACUACAGCCCGGACGUGUACUGCUCCAAGUACGACGAGGCCAGCGGCUUGUGCCCCGACGGCGACGAAUGUCCGUACCUGCACCGGACGACCGGGGACACGGAGCGCAAGUAUCACCUGCGCUACUAUAAGACGGGCACAUGCAUCCAUGAGACAGAUGCCCGGGGCCACUGCGUGAAGAACGGGCUGCACUGCGCCUUCGCGCAUGGCCCCCUGGACCUGCGGCCGCCCGUGUGUGACAUCAGGGAGCUGCAGGCCCAGGAAGCCCUGCAGAACGGCCAGCUCAGUGCUGGGGAUGGCGUCCCUGACCUGCAGCCUGGGGUCUUGGCCAGCCAGGCCCUGAUGGAGAAGAUCCUGGGCGAGGACCCCCGGUGGCAAGAUACCAACUUCGUGCUAGGCAGCUACAAGACAGAGCAGUGCCCCAAGCCGCCGCGCCUGUGCCGCCAGGGCUACGCAUGCCCACACUUCCACAAUAGCAGGGACCGGCGGCGGGACCCCCGGAGGUUCCAGUACAGGUCCACCCCCUGCCCCAGCGUGAAGCACGGUGACGAGUGGGGCGAGCCCUCCAGGUGCGAGAGCGGGGACAGCUGUCAGUACUGCCACUCGCGCACAGAGCAGCAGUUCCACCCCGAGAUCUACAAGUCUACCAAGUGCAACGACAUGCGACAGACUGGGCACUGCCCUCGGGGCCCCUUCUGUGCUUUUGCGCACGUGGAGAAGAGUCUUGGAAUGGCCAGCGACUGGGGCUGCCGAGACCUCACCUCCACCAGCAGCCCCGUGGCCCCCAGCGGGCAGCCCGGACACGCAAAGCGGAGAGAUUCACCUGCUGAAGGCAGCCAGAAGGCCAGCGAGCAGGACAGUAAGCAGAGCCACCUGGCAGUGUUGGCAGUGGGUCACCCCCUCGCUCCCAGCGUGAGUUCCAGCCUGGCAUCCAGCCUGGCAUCCAGCACUGGCUCAGGCGGCUCCUCGCCCACCGCUCUGCCCACUGUCUCGGCUCGUGCCCACCCUCUUGACCCCACUGGCAGCGCCGUCGAGGCGGUCCCAGGAUCCUCUUUAGACCUUCACCUCGGCGACAUCAGCCUCGUGCCCCCAGAUAAGGACCUGGAGGAGCACGACAGCCGUGACCUCGGACCCACAGGUCAGCGGUCGCUGGGGGGCUCGGCGCCCGUGGCCAUCCCAGGCUGCUUGCCCCGCUCCCCGUCCCUGCAGUCCUCGUCGUCCCUGUCCGCCUCCCCACUCGGCUCCUUCUCCCAGUCCCUGUCGGGGCCGCUCGUCUCCUCAGCCAUGACGCCCCCCCAGCAGCCGCAAGCCCUCAAGUCGGAGCCCCGAGCGCUGGGCCCCCCAGCCCCGUCCUACAACUCCUUCGGCUUGAAUGGCGUCCCCGGCAGCAUCUGGGACUUUGUCUCUGGCAGCUUCUCUCCCAGCCCGUCCCCCAUCCUGAAUGCUGGCCCCACGGCCCCUUCAGGCGCGAGUCCAAACAGUGCUGAGCUGGCCCGGGUCAGGCGGCAGCUGGAGGAGGCCAAGAGGAAGAUCCGGCAGUGGGAGGAGUCCUGGCAACAGGUGAAGCAGGCCUGUGACGCGUGGCAGCGGGAGGCCAAGGAGGCCAAGGAGCGGGCGCUCGCAGCUGACAGCGCCCGGCAGCUGGCGCUGCAGAAGAAGGAGGAGGUGGAGGCCCAGUUCCGACGGCUGCAGGAGGAGCUGGAGGGCCGGGGCUUGGCCUCCAUGCUCCCCGGGCUGCGCGGCUGUGGUGACAUCGGCGCCAUCCCCCUGCCGAAGCUGCAUUCGCUGCAGAGUCAGCUGCGCCUCGAUUUGGAAGCAGUGGAUGGGGUGAUCUUCCAGCUGCGAGCGAAGCAGUGCGGGGUGUGCGGGGAGCGGGCCCGCAGCGCUGUCCUGCGGCCCUGCCAGCAUCGUGUGCUCUGCGAGCCGUGCGCGGCCAGCGCACCCGAGUGCCCCUACUGUGCGGGCCAGCCCCUGCCCUGGUGA
This is a messenger RNA of Lipotes vexillifer (Yangtze River dolphin), 2202 nucleotides long. It is a transcript of the gene UNKL, whose product is annotated as unk like zinc finger. The transcript has 15 exons. The record is from RefSeq and is a predicted model, not a curated record. NCBI's taxonomy places the organism in Eukaryota, Metazoa, Chordata, Mammalia, Artiodactyla, Lipotidae. Bases 1 to 2202 code for a protein of 733 amino acids. Gene Ontology annotation, molecular function: metal ion binding.